UGUCUUGCCUUGCGAGCAGCAGUAAAGUGGUCGCGGAGGAAACUAGAAGGGCAGCACGUUCACGCAGAAGCAUCGCCCGCUCCUUCGCAGGAAGAUAGCAACAGCAACCGCAUUGAUUCACACCUCCUAGAGAUAAUGGAGCGUCGGCUGUGCGAGGUAGAAGUUGAAACUUCAAUCUGCAGCCCAGGACAUCAAUUGGAGUUGCUCAGCAAAGGCCUUCGCUCGAUGGUCGCGCCUGGUGGAGGUUCUUAUGGCGACGAAGACAGAUGA
Amoebophrya sp. A25 is the source of this 270-nucleotide messenger RNA. NCBI's taxonomy places the organism in Eukaryota, Dinophyceae, Syndiniales, Amoebophryaceae. The record is from the annotation of a GenBank genome assembly.